AUAAACCAAUACGGUGUUAGUGUUCAGUAACCAUUAGCUCCUGUCAAUCAACGUGCAAUAGACUAUGGACAAUGUUACAGCAAUCUCAACUAUGAAGAGCACGAUUCUGAAAUGGAACUUGACAACAUCUGCUCCAAAUAAAGUCGCCUUCAAGAUUUAUGAAGAAUAUGAAGCAGUCGCUUUUAUUGUUGUCCUGCUUUCGUUUUGCGCAUUUGGACUGUUUGCGAAUUCUGUGACAUUUACUGCGAUCUGGAAAUCACCGAAACUGAAAAGCUCCGUAUUCAACAUAUUCUUGAUGAGUUUGUGCGUUUCCGACUUUGUCUCCGCUGUUGAUAGUUUGGGAGUUUUAUAUCGAAGAACUUGGGGAUUUCGAUACUGGAAUUUGCCCACUGUCUUCUGUAAGCUGACGUUGGCUGUUGACCUGUGGACUACGAUAGCAACAAUUCAGCAUGUUCUUAUCUUUUGUGUUCUUCGCAUUAUCUCGUUCAAAUUUCCAACAAAGUUUGGUUUAAUAAAACCUUCCCACGCAAAGACCUUGGUUGCCGUUAUCUGGGUGGAGACAUUCUUCUUCGGUUUUCUCCCGUUCUUCAUUUUUCCUGCUGUCAAAAUGCCACCAUCGGAUCUUACUAAACCCUACUGGUAUUCUUGUGCGAUGCAGCAAAAAUGGCUACGCAGCGCGGGGAUGUAUGCGUUCAUAGGAUUCCCGAUACUUAUUUAUAUUCCUUUACUGAUGGUCGUCGUAUUGUGUCUACUUCUGAUAUUCUUCAUUCUACAGCGACGUAGAAGCAAGAUAUUGACUCAAAAAAAUCGGUCAGCAGCAAUGCAGAAAGAAAGAUCCGCUUUGAUACAGCUAGGUCUGAUUGCGUUCUCCUUUCUUCUUGGAUAUAUUCCUUAUUCAGCAUAUGGACUUCAAUCGAUUAUUAUUCGAUCAAAAGGUGGAAAAUUGACGGCGCAUUUAGACUGGUUUCUUUCUCUUUUUUGUCACACACUUCUUCGAUUCUCUGAAUGUCUGAAUCCUGUUUUUUACAACAUUGCAUCAAGCAAUAUAAGAGAAGCGACAGCAAAGCUAUUGAUUGAUGUUUUCGGAUUGACUGGUCGUAGAAAUGGAAAAGUAGCAGCUGCCCCGACGCCUCACAAGUCUAAGGUUACAACCAUCACUGCAGAUCAGCGCUAAUCGUUUCGAUAAAAGGUUCAAAUGGAUACACAGACUACAAGCUUUUUCUUAUUUUCAUUGGAUACGAGGUUCACAUAUGAAUCGUUUUGUCUAAUUAUUGUGGUGCAAAAAUCGCAAUUAGUGAGCUGGUUGAUUUCAAAUUUUCCCUACUUGAAGAUUGUUGAAGCCGCCAUAAGGCUAUUGUUAUUUAUUUCAAAUUUUCUCUAUUAACGGAUAUUUCACCUAAUGUUUUUGCUAUUUUAUUAUAACUAACUCAAAUAGAAACGAUUUAUUCCAUCACUCUUAACGCGCCAUUUUAUUAUCUUACAAUUACAAUGGUAAAUAAAACUAAUCUGAUAUAAGUUUCAAUAUUCUUAUAAAAACUUAGUUUCGACUAACUGUGAGAAGUUUUCACUUGUUAAACUCAGUUAGCCAUGAACUCUAAAAAUUUCUACGCCCAAAGUUUUUUCCCAAUCCGUUAUGGGGAAUUCACUACCCUAUCGUUAAGUAUACCAUAGCUGCUGUUUAUCUGAUUGUUUUGAAGCGAAUGUUUACUAAAGCGCAA
Molecule: messenger RNA, 1718 nt
Organism: Styela clava
Lineage: Eukaryota; Metazoa; Chordata; Ascidiacea; Stolidobranchia; Styelidae
Source: RefSeq, a predicted model, not a curated record